AGCACCAGGGCUGUUCGCUCUCUCUCUCUCUCUCUCUCUCUCUCUCUCUCUGGGUGCCUGGAGAAGUUGUCAGAGCUGUUUCUGCUUUUCACACAAUCAGCUUCUGGUCUGUGACGAGGAAAAGAAUUCCUCUCCUGAGCAUGACUGGAAGGCAGAACUGACUGCAUGCCUCAGUCUACAAGAGCCUGCCCUCCUCUCAGGAUGCAGCUGAGGUGCGCCUCAGUCAGCAAGAUGCACCUGGCUGCGCUGCUCACGCUGCUGCUCUAUGCAAGCCUUCAGGCUCAGGAAAACUCUUUCACCAUCAACAGCGUCCACAUGGAAAGCGUGCCGUCCUGGAAGGUGUCGAACGGGCACAACCUGACCCUGCAGUGCCUGGUGGAUGUCAGCACCACCUCGAGCAUCAGGCCUCAGCAUCUGAAGCUGUUUUAUAAGGACGACGCUCUGGUGUACAACGUCUCCUCCAGGGAGCACACGGAGAGCUUCUUCAUUCCCCAGGCUCGGGUCUUCCACUCAGGGAUGUACAAAUGCACCGUGAUCCUGAACAACAAGGAGAAAACCACUCGUGAAUACGAGGUGUCAGUGAAUGGUGUACCCAACCCCACAGUGACACUGGACAAAAAGGAGGUGACAGAAGGUGGAGUUGUGACAGUCAAUUGUUCUGUCCGGGAGGAAAAGCCACCGAUACAUUUUAAAAUCGAGAAGGUAGAACUGGACACAAAGGUUGUCAAGCUGCGGAAAGACAAAACUUCAAACCAGAAUUUUGUGCUAACUGAGUUCCCCAUCGAGGAGCAAGACCACGUGGUAGUGUUCCGCUGUCAGGCUGGCAUCCUGUCCGGCAUCCAAAUGCAGACCUCGGAAUACACCAGGAGCGACUACGUCACCGUGCAGGAGUCCUUUUCUACUCCCAAGUUUCAAAUCCAGCCUUCUGGAAUGAUCAUAGAAGGAGACCAGCUCCGUGUUAAGUGCACAGUUCAAGUGACACACUUGGUCCAGGAAUUUCCAGAAAUUAUAAUCCAAAAGGACAAGGCAAUUGUGGCCACCUCUAGACAGGGCGGUGAGGCUGUCUACUCCGUCAUGGCCAUGGUGGAGAACAGUGGUCUUUACACCUGCAAAGUAGAGUCUAACCGCAUCUCCAAGGCCAGCAGUGUCAUGGUCAACAUAACAGAGCUGUUUCCCAAGCCGAAGCUGGAAGUUUCCUCCAGUCGUCUGGACCAAGGAGAAAUUUUGAGCCUGUACUGCUCUGUCCCGGGCACGCCUUCAGCCAAAUUCACCAUCCAGAAGGAAGAGACAGUCUUGACGCAGUAUCAGAAUUUCAGCAAGUUUGCUGAGGAGAGGGACAGCGGGAAGUACAUCUGCACCGCAGGCGUCAGCAAAGUAGUCAAGAGGAGCAACUUGGUACACAUCAAGGUGUGCGCAAUGCUAUCGAAGCCCAGGAUUUUUCAUGAUGCCAAGUCUGAGAUCAUAAAGGGACAUGCCAUAAGCAUCAGCUGCCAGUCGGUAAAUGGAACCACACCGGUCACUUACCACCUUCUAAAAGCGGCAGGGGUCUUCCGUACUCUCAUGAUGAACUCCAAUGACCCGGCGACAUUCACGGAUAAACCCACCAGUGACGUGGGGUACCAGUGCAUGGUGGAUAACUGCCAUUCCCACUCUGAGUUGUACAGCGAGAUCCUGAAGGUCAAGGUGAUAGCCCCCGUGGAUGAAGUUACAAUCUCCAUCUUGUCAAGUAGCGAGGUGGAGUCUGGGGCUGAAAUGGUGCUUCGGUGCUCUGUGAAAGAGGGGACUGGCCCAAUCACAUUUAAGUUUUAUAAAGAAGGGGAGGACAGACCCUUCCACGAAGUCACCAAGAAUGACACUGAAGCAUUUUGGCACAAGACACAAGCCACCAAGGAGCAGGAAGGACAGUAUCAUUGCACGGCCUCCAAUAGAGCCAACCUUGCCAGGACCAGUGCCCGAAGCAAGAUUCUAACAGUCAGAGUCUUUCUCGCUCUCUGGAAGAGAGGGCUCAUCGCGUUGGCGGUCAUUGGCGUGGUCAUUGCUGUCUUGGUAGUUGCGGCCAAAUGCUACUUCCUGAGGAAAGCCAAAGCCAAACAGAAACCCGUGGAGAUGUCCAGGCCAGCAGCUCCACUUCUGAACUCCAACAGUCAGAAGGUUUCUGAGCCCAAUGUGGAACCCAACCAUUAUUAUGGUUAUGAUGAUGUAGGAAAUGAUACAAUGAAACCUAUAAAUCAAAAGAAAGACCCUCAGAGCAUGGAGGUGGAAUAUACAGAGGUGGAAGUGUCCUCCCGUGAGCCUCACCAAGCUCUGGAAAGGAGAGCCGCAGAGACGGUGUACAGUGAGAUCCGGAAUGCCGACCCUAAGAACGGAAGGCUCCCUUGACGGAACUUAAGACAGCUGAGGCAGGUGCACAUCCCUGGGAGAGCGUCCAUGUCGCAAGAAGAGCAGCCGGUCCGCAGAUUCCAAGAGUCCUGUGCACAUAUUUAUGAACUGGCCCUGCCCCCACUGAAAGUAGCAUCCCAUCUUAAGUCCCUCCUGCCUUGCUAAUGUUGGGUAUACAGAGCAGCAGAGGCGCUGUUUUAACGGCCAGCCCGACUGCCCUUCCAAGCUGGACACCCUUGUGUUUUGCGAGAGUGAGAGGAGGUUUCCAGGUGAAGAAACCCUGGAAUAUUCCAAAGCUCAGUCAAUAUAUUGUGUCUCAGACAAUGUGUUUCUUUGUGUGUCUUCCUUCACAGAAGGCAGUUUUUUGGUUCUGUAGUCAGUGACUUUUAGCAAAUGGCUUUGUCUCAGGGGGUUUAGUAUUUUUGUU
Molecule: messenger RNA, 2806 nt
Organism: Acomys russatus (golden spiny mouse)
Lineage: Eukaryota; Metazoa; Chordata; Mammalia; Rodentia; Muridae
Gene: Pecam1
Product: platelet and endothelial cell adhesion molecule 1
Exons: 15
Coding region: 166-2379 (737 amino acids)
Biological process (GO): cell surface receptor signaling pathway
Molecular function (GO): transmembrane signaling receptor activity
Source: RefSeq, a predicted model, not a curated record